Molecule: messenger RNA, 609 nt
Organism: Protopterus annectens (West African lungfish)
Lineage: Eukaryota; Metazoa; Chordata; Ceratodontiformes; Protopteridae
Product: ADP-ribosylation factor-like protein 6-interacting protein 6
Exons: 3
Coding region: 1-399 (132 amino acids)
Source: RefSeq, a predicted model, not a curated record
AUGGCGAUUGGAUGUGCUGUAGUACGGAUUGUGUGCCAUGGGAGCAUUGCUACACGCAGCUCUGUAACGUACCUAACAGGUGUGUCGCUGCCUCAAAAGUCUUAUGCUAAGAAAAAUAAAUGGCCAGCUAGAAUGUGUUCACUUCUCUGUUGCAUUGUAGUAGUAACAGUGAUUGCGAUUCUUUUGGCCAUCUGUUAUCUCAUUCUUAAAGAUUUGCAUUCUGAAAAGGAGAAAAACGAAGAAGGCAUAGAAGUAGGCGUUCUAGGAAUGUUUCCUCCUACUCCCCUGUCUCCAGCAAGAUUCAGGAAAAUAUCAGGACAUUCUUUCCAUAUUGGAUACACUAUGGCGAUAUUGAAUGGCAUCAUGGCAGCCCUUACUGUCGUGUGGAGUCUUAGCUAAGUUAAAGUUGCUAUGCCAACACUGAAUUGGGAGGUGAACCUUCAGCACAGCAUAAAGGGAAAAUUAUCAAGACUUUUGAGGGCUUUCUGUUGCUUCUGCUGCUGCCUUUAUUCAAACAACACCUGUGUGCCUUUGACAUUUGCAGUUUUUUAUAUUUCAGAAUUGAAUAGGGUAUGUGGAUUAUAUAGUCUGAAGAUUUUAAGUAAUUAC